CAAGCAAUCUGGUUGUUUACGCCCGCGCGUGCGCGGCGCGGACUGUCAAAUGGGUCGCUCCAGUCGCUGGCGCUCCCAGUCCGCGGGUCGCAGGGAUCGGAGGAGUCGGAGCUGGAGCUACAGCCACAGCCGCAGUCGCAGCCAGAGCCAUGGGCGGAAGAUCCGGAGGCGACGGGAACACGAGGGGGAACGCAGGCGGCGCGAACGCAGGCGCCGCAGCCGGGGACGCAGGUCAGAUUCCGAGGGAGACCGGCGGCAGAGGUCUGGGAGGCGAAGCCGGGACCCUCGGCCACCCCGAUGGCACCCACAGGACAAUUCUUCACACUCUGACUCUGGGGAGGAGCUGCCACGAGGCUCCAGGGCCCGGCGGGGUCGUAGGCGCUCGUGGUCCCCAGGGUCAUCAGCAUCUAGCUCAGAAUCCCCAAGACGCUCCCGGAGCCCUGGGGCAGCCGCCCUGACCCUGAGCCAGCAGCAGAGCCUGCAGGAGCGGCUGAGGCUGCGUGAGGAGCGGAGGCAGCAAGAAGAGAUGCUCAAGGCCUUCGAGACGCCCGAGGAGAAGCGUGCGAGGCGACUGGCCAAGAAGGAAGCCAAGGAGCGCAAAAAGCGGGAGAAGAUGGGCUGGGGCGAGGAGUACAUGGGCUACACCAACACCGACAACCCCUUUGGGGACAACAACCUGCUGGGCACCUUCAUCUGGAACAAGGCGCUGGAGAAGAAAGGCAUCAGCCACCUGGAAGAGAAGGAGCUGAAGGAACGCAACAAGAGGAUCCAAGAAGACAACCGGCUGGAGCUGCAGAAGGUGAAGCAGCUGCGGCUGGAGCGGGAGCGAGAGAAAGCCAUGCGGGAGCAGGAGCUGGAGCUGCUGCAGCGGGAGAAGGAGGCAGAGCACUUUAAGACCUGGGAGGAGCAAGAGGACAGCUUCCACCUCCGGCAGGCCAAGCUUCGCUCCAAGAUCCGAAUCCGAGAUGGGCGGGCCAAGCCCAUCGACCUGCUGGCCAAGUACAUCAGCGCCGAGGAUGACGACCUGGCCGUCGAGAUGCACGAGCCCUACACCUUCCUCAAUGGCCUCACGGUGGCUGACAUGGAGGACCUGCUGGAGGACAUCCAGGUGUACAUGGAGCUGGAACAGGGCAAGAAUGUGGACUUCUGGCGGGACAUGACGACCAUCACGGAGGACGAGAUCGCCAAGCUCCGAAAGCUGGAGGCCUCAGGCAAAGGGCCGGGUGAGCGCCGUGAGGGAGUCAACGCCUCUGUCAGCUCAGAUGUGCAGUCGGUGUUCAAGGGCAAGACUUACAACCAGCUGCAGGUCAUCUUCCAGGGCAUUGAGGGCAAGAUUCGCGCAGGCGGCCCCAACCUCGACAUGGGUUACUGGGAGAGCCUGCUGCAGCAGCUGCGUGCACAUAUGGCCAGGGCCAGGCUCCGCGAGCGUCACCAGGAUGUACUCCGGCAGAAGCUGUUCAAACUGAAGCAGGAGCAAGGUGUGGAGAGCGAGCCACUGUUCCCCAUCCUCAAGUCGGAGCCCACGGCUACUCACAGCCCUGAGCCUGAGGAGCAGGACCCCAGCCCCGGGCCGUCUGUGGACCCCGCGGAACCUGAGGGGCCUCCACCACCCGGGGAGGCGGAGGCAGAGCCUGAGGCAGAUGGGGAGGCGGUGCUGAUGGAAGAGGACUUGAUCCAGCAGAGCCUGGCGGACUACGACGCCGGCCGCUACAGCCCACAGCUGCUCACUUCGCAUGAGCUGCCACUGGACGCGCAUGUGCUGGAGCCACAUGAAGACCUGCAGCGGCUGCAGCUCUCACGCCAGCAGCUCCAGGCCACAGGGGAUGCGAGCGAGAGCGCCGAAGACAUCUUCUUCCGGCGUGCCCGUGAGGGCAUGGGACAGGAUGAGGCGCAGUUCAGCGUGGAGAUGCCGCUUAGCGGCCGCGCCUACCUGUGGGCGGACAAGUACCGGCCUCGCAAGCCGCGAUUCUUCAACCGCGUGCACACGGGCUUUGAGUGGAACAAGUACAACCAGACACACUAUGACUUCGACAACCCGCCGCCCAAGAUCGUGCAGGGCUACAAGUUCAACAUCUUCUACCCUGACCUCAUCCGCAAACGCGCCACGCCCGAGUACUUCCUGGAGGCCUGCCCAGACAACCGCGACUUCGCCAUCCUGCGCUUCCACGCUGGCCCGCCCUAUGAGGACAUCGCCUUCAAGAUCGUCAGCCGCGAGUGGGAGUACUCGCACCGCCACGGCUUCCGCUGCCAGUUCGCCAAUGGCAUCUUCCAGCUCUGGUUCCACUUCAAGCGGUACCGAUAUCGCCGGUGACACAGGUGGCGCCCGCCAGGCUGGACCCUGGACAGCUCCCAGGUGGGAGGGCGGAAGGGACCUGGCUGCUUCCCUUAAGCCUUGGGAUUGAAUCAGCUCUACGGUUGGUCGGCAGCACCAUGUGGCUGUGGCCUUCCGGAUCCCCUCCCAUCUGAAAAGGAACAGAUCUAUUUCUCUGAAAAGACUGCCUUAGGCGGCAGAAAUACUCUUUUGUUUCCACGGACUUGUUCAGCCGCGGAACUCCAUGUGGUUUUGAUACAUUUAAUAAAAAGCUUAUUCUUGGGAAAAAAAAUUAAAAAAAUUUAAAAUCCUG
Psammomys obesus (fat sand rat) is the source of this 2624-nucleotide messenger RNA. RefSeq names its product splicing factor Cactin-like. Lineage: Eukaryota; Metazoa; Chordata; Mammalia; Rodentia; Muridae. The record is from RefSeq and is a predicted model, not a curated record. Gene Ontology annotation, biological process: mRNA cis splicing, via spliceosome; negative regulation of innate immune response. Gene Ontology annotation, molecular function: protein binding. Gene Ontology annotation, cellular component: spliceosomal complex; cytoplasm.